Lentinula edodes (shiitake mushroom) is the source of this 2832-nucleotide messenger RNA. RefSeq lists its product as uncharacterized. The transcript has 11 exons. The coding region runs from base 1 to 2832 and encodes 943 amino acids. The record is from RefSeq and is a predicted model, not a curated record. NCBI's taxonomy places the organism in Eukaryota, Fungi, Basidiomycota, Agaricomycetes, Agaricales, Omphalotaceae.
AUGAUAGAGCUAUCCAAAGAAUGGGAUGUCCUCGGCCCCUUCCCUAUUCACGCUCGAGAACAACAUUUUCUUGAGCCUUCUUUCCCUAUCGAUGUGAAGGUUCCCAUUGACCUGAAUGCCACAUAUCCUUCAUCUUAUGCCGAUGGUGGUCAAGUCACAUGGAGUAAAGCCCGGGCAGACAAGGACAGUGGUAUAUUGGAAGUGUCGUUUCCGGAGUCUGUGCGGUGGAAGUCACUGAGGGAUAGCGAAGGAUGGGCUGCACUUCAACACCAUGCUGUACUCAAAACUUCUUUGACUGUAUACCCAGUUUCCGGCUCCAAUUCGAAUACACGACCGCCCCAUCUUCGCAUUAAACUUGUCGGAGGUUCUUAUUUCACGAUAAUUUCUUCAAAUUCAACCGGGAAGGUGCCUCGGUGGUAUGCUGGAAAUAUCUAUGAUAUGGAACGCGCUCUACCACGCGUCGUUGAACUUCCAGAGGCGCCGUCUUUCGAUAAACCUACGACGUACGAUAUAUUUGUCAGUGGCGAUUAUGAAAUACGUUUAUUCGGAGAUCCUCGCGUCCAGCGUAACUCGGAUACCCCGGCGCAAACCAUCAAGCUCGAAGUGGAACUCGACAUUGAUAUUGAGCAGGUUGUGUGGGAACCGACACAGGAUGUGGUGCCAGAUGUUGUAUCUGGCUGGACUUUUGGUGAUGCUAUCGGGAUUGGACUAAGAGCUCGAGAUGGCUGGUGGUCUUAUCUAUCAUUGAAUCUUCCCUCAACCAAAUUCCGCCUUGCCCCGACUCAAGCUCGUAUUCUGCCCUUGCGCAUCAGGCAACAUAAAGAUCUACCUCUUGCCUUUACCUCCAUCAACGUUACACUGGUUUUACAAAGAGACGACGCAGGUGUUUACAUUCAACAUAACUCAGGAGAUACUAUAACUUUGGAACUAUCUCUCGCCGUUACCCAUGUCGUAAUGUGGGAUGACCCGAGCCCGACUAGCUCUAAUCCUGUCUUCAAAGGAUCGUACUUCUUUGGGGUUUCGGACUCAAUACCAACCAAUUUUUUGGUGGUCCCGCCCGAAUCAUCGGAUAAACGACGUGCGCCAAUCUUAGCCUUACAUGGAGCAGGGGUGGAUAUCUUCGCUCCUAGUCCCUCGGAAUCGUUCUGGGCGCAAGCCCUUCCGAGACAGGUUUGGAGCUGGGUGGUGAUUCCAAGUGGAAGGACUUCUUGGGGCCUUGAUUGGCACGGACCCUCCGCCCAAGAUGCAUGGGGAGUCCUAGAUGCAGUCACAGAUAUUCUUCAAAGUUCCGAAUCAACGACCUGGGGAAAAAAUAAAUGGGGCAUACCCUCAACUACACCGAACAGAAAACCUCAAGCUAUAUUGAUGGGUCAUUCCAAUGGAGGUCAAGGGGCCUGGUAUAUUGCAGAGCGGUUCCCAGAUCGCGUUUUGGGAGUCAUUCCCGCAUCCGCCUACAUAAAAUCUCAAGCCUACGUCCCAUGGACAAUGUCUUGUUCGGCGCAUUUUGCCGAUCCCUUCUUGGAGGCUAUUCUUCAGACUUCGUUGACACCGGAUGAUAAUGACCUGUUUGUGGGCAAUCUGCGCGGGAAGGACGUCCUUGCUAUUCAUGGUGGAGACGACGAGAAUGUUCCUGUUUGGCAUUCACGAGAACUAGUUGGUGUUUUGCAGAACCUAGAAGGGGUUGGUUACAACACGUCUCGCGUCGAAUUUCUGGAAUUCCGAGGCCAGCCUCAUUGGUUUCCUACAGUCUUCAAAAAUGAUCAAGUUCAAUCAUUCAUUGACCAAUUGCUUGAUGCAGCCGAAUUUGGCCCCCAAUGUGUCACUUAUUCGGAAAAAUUCAGCCUCACAGUCGCUGUACCUGCAGAAAGCGGAUCCAUGCAAGGGUGGCAUAUAGAGAAACUUUCCAUUCCAGGACGAUUAGGACGUGUUUCCGUCCACGUUAUAGAGCAGUCAUCAUCUUCCGCUAUGCUAGUGAAUGCAAAGACCACGAAUAUCCUCGAAUUUUCCGUUGAUCCCAAGUUGUUUGGCGUUCUCGAAAAAGAUAUGCAGUUAUACAUCGACGGAAAGCAAGUGGUUUUGGAUUCGAGGAUCCUUGAAAUGGCACAAGUUAUAUACUUCAAGGCCGUCGGGCCUAAACUAUGGAAACUUUCAGACUCGCGGAAUACACUGCAACUUUCAGGACGCAUGCAGACUGUGUUAUCUUCCCCCAAUUCAGUGGACCACUCGGAAUUUAUGGGACCAGCUCCACUUGUGUUCGUCGUUCCUGAUGCAGUGUUGGACCUAGAGUCGGGACCAACUGAGACGCCAUCACACGCGAUGUCUAUUGCUCUCCGCCUCUCUCAUGACCUCCUUGUGUAUCAUCGGUUAGAUAGUGAAAUCAUGAUCAAUUCCGAGGUCAACAUCGCUCUCUUAAAACCAGAAUUUGCAUCUGCUUUCAGCAAAGGCAACGUUAUCGUAGUCGGCAAUGAGGCUGCUUUGGAAUUACAGACGGCAUUACACCAAGGCAAAACAAACUUCGUCACGGAGAACAAUUUCAUCGACGUCAAAGAAUUCAUGACAAGAGUUCAUGUAGAUGGAUUCAGAAUCUUAUUUCUCCAUCCGCAUCCAAUGAACUCGUGUGCGAAAAUGCUGCUUCUACAGUCUACUGAUCCUGUGGGCGUUGGUCUUGAGCGAGCAGCGAGAUUGUUUCCUAUCCGUACUGGUGUGCCGGUACCUGAUUGGAUUAUUAUCGGAGAAGAUAACGGGCGGGGUGAGGGAAAUGUAAUUGCCGCUGGACUUUGGGAUAGCGAGUGGAAUUGGAACGAGGCUAUGUCGUGGAGUUCUACUAUGUGA